AGUCCGCUGCCACGGUGGACUCGUUAUCGGAAUCGUUGCGGGAGGAGGGUAUAAGGCCGAGAGGUCAGAGGCCCGGUUCUGAGAUCCGUCGUUUGCAGGUUGAUUCUUUAGCCGCGAAAUUAUCACGGGAAGAAGUGUUUCGCGAGAGCGAGGAAACACCCAACUUCCGGAACUUUAGUGGCUUGUAACUUCUGUGUACACAGUUUGGCCUGAUUUGUUCCACGUGUAAUCAGUGUAGCCGUGUGCAGUACUAAAACCCUAUGCAAUAAAACAGUGAUAACUUUAGCGUAAGACGCAUCUGUGUGAUAAACAAAGACGUAAGAAAGUAUAAUAAAGGAGGAAAAAAUAAAAAUUGGUAAAUGGCCACAGAUGCGCCGCCGGUCCUUCUACCAUGCUCAAUCUGCUCGCGGACGUUCAAGCCGCAAUCAUUGGAAAAGCACACAAAGAUCUGCGAGCGAGCAGCCGCCAAAAAAAGAAAACCCUUCGACUCUGCCAAACAGCGUAUCCAGGGCACCGAUCUAGCCGAGUUUCUGCCUAAGCAGGGAAAACGGCGGCCCAUCCACGAGGACAAAUCUUCCAAGCCCAAGACCACCUGGAAACAGACGCACGAUGAAUUUCUGCGUGCCAUACGAGCUGCCCGUGGCGAAGCCGAUGACGUAUCGGCACCGCGGCAGGUGGCCGCUGUCGCCCCUACGACGGCUCCAACUCGUGCCAACGAGAAGGGUACAUGUCCCACGUGCAAUCGGCAAUUCGGCAUCAAAGCCUACGACCGGCACGUGGCUUGGUGCAAAGAACGUGCAACUCGUCUUCCGGUAAGCCCAGCGACAAACAUUGCGAAGGAGCGUCUAGAAGCUCGGAUAAACUACCGAGCACCGACACUGAGAAACCGCCGGUUGACCAACCGAGAGAAGUAUUCCCCUGGUUCGACAGUGAACAUAUCUACGGCAAGCAAAAUGUCACCACCGGGAUCAAAGCCUAAGGAAAGCGCAUCUGUACCCAGCUGCGCUAAAGCUAGCGACAGUCUUGUGAAAUCGAAGCCAGCAGCCGCCAGACGUUUGGGGCAUACCAAAGAAAUACCGAAUAUACCUGGGCCCAUGAAAUCACGCUUGGUGGAUCGGACUAACAGGAGUGAACUGUCGUUUCGAGUCGUCCGCCGUAGUUAUUCAAGAAGUCCACCAAACUUUAAUCUCAUGCUUAGACGUAGAAUCGGAGCCAACCAGGACUACGACCCGUUCGUGACUGCUGAAAGGCAAAUCAACGAGUUGUUCGCGGAUACUAAUGAUCAGUUCCUGACGGAGGGUCUGCCGCUGGAGGGCAAUCGCUCUCCACCCAGUGAUACAAAAGUCACGCAAUUCCCGCUUUCGCAUUCCUCAGCUUUUGUCAAAUAUCCCUCUUCACCGCGGGCUAAUAAACGCGCUUCCGUUAUCGCGCCACCGUCAGAAUUUGACGAUUUUAUAUCUGACUUCUCUAGCGACUCGACCGAGACGAAUUCCACGACUCAGGAUUUUUUUAUAAACAAUUUGCAGAUGCAAACGCGGGACGCAAACGACUUCGACAAACUGACAGAGGACUGUACCAGACGCGUGGUUAUCGACAAGUCAAAGGUUGCGUUAGACGAAGAUGUUAACGCGAACUCUUGUCGUGGCAAGACGUUUGUUAGCUCGAUAGAAAGGUCACGUAAAAUUCUUGAAAAGGUUUCGCCGAAAGUUGUUCGGCCUGCCAUGAACAGGUCGCAUUCAGUUCGCUCUACAAGGGCUACAUCGGCACCUAGAGCACCGGAGCGCAAGAGUUCACUUAAGAAAUCGAUAUCACAUACGAAUGAUUACUCGGGUGUUUCAAACGCGUCGAAUAACAAUGGCUACGGGGCUUUGUCCGGGAGUAAUUUGAGCCUUAGUUCAAUGCUGUCCUCGGAGGCAGACAUAAAAAGAUCAAAUUCGGUGUUCGACGAACUCUUGAGCUCCUUCGAAGACGACGGCUCUUCCUUUCCGUCCCUGAAAUCCUUCCUAAAGAGUGAUUCCGUCUCUACCUCAAUGUCCAGCCAGGUUCCGGAUAGCAGGCUGCGCAACGGGAUGAUCAGCGACGAGGAAUUAUCAUCGCCGGAUAGCUACAAACGCCAGAACCACAGCAAGCUGAGUGCCGACUCUGCCUACAGCAGUCUAAAUCGCAAAUGUUCCAACCAUGGACGCAGCACGAACGAUGUAGGAUCCAGAAUCGAGCAGGAACCAUUGCUAAAGCACGGGGAUGCUGAAGUUACACCGGGAAAAUUGAAGAUGUCUAAGUUUUGCCACGAGUGCGGAUCUAGAUUUCCCGAACCAGCGAAAUUCUGUUGUGAAUGUGGUGUCAAGAGGCUUGUUCUCUGAGCAAGCGGUCAGAGUUUUGAACUUGAAAAUACAAACCAUCUUCUCUUCCUGAGAAACCUGCUGGAUAUCUCCAACGGUUUCUCACCUGGCCUUGUCACCCUCUUGGUGCCGAAGCUACACACAUACAUAGAGCAUGCAUGGUAAACUAGAAGGUAUACCGAUCACGCAUGGAAUAUAUGUAAUAAUAAAUCCGUUCUCUUCAACACACAAUCGGGCGUGCCUCCCCACAGUUUUUCUCAAAUAAUUUUUAUCACGGGUCAAGAGAGUAAAAAAUACUAAUUUCCAAGCCUGCGUCAAUCGCUUGUGAUAAAACGAGAUAACCAUUCACUACACGUGUUACUUAUACGUAACGGUUGUUAGUGUAUCUAAAUUUUGCUAGUCGGCCUUAAAACAUUUGACAUUUUGCUAUAAUAAUCAUUAUGCCAGAUGGGCAAUUGAGGAUAUGGACCACAUCCAAUUCGAGGCAUGUGCGAUUAGAAAUUUUUAUAUCUUUUCGCACGUAAUAUAGUAAUUUAAAAGUUCCGAUUUGUAUUUUUAUACUUAACUACUUACUGUCAGUCGUUAUUCUGAAAUCAUGUGGAAAUGUGUUGAGCAAAUUCUGUUGUUCGAGUAAAUAAUACGUCGUAAAUUAGAUAUUUCCUUAAAAAUUAAGGAAUGAAUGCACCGAUCACAUAACAUCAUGUGUAUUACUGUUGGUUUUCAGUUGGCGUUUAUUUGAUUGGAAAACGAUAUUCCAAUUUAUGAUAACGCAAAUUCUAACUCACACCUCCGUGUGUGGAUUUUAUUGAUAUUGAGUUUUCCCCCUUGCAAUAACAUUAUUGAGCGAUUGAGACAAUCAUUUAUGCACCGCGCGUCAUGUAAGUCGAACGGUAUCACUAGUUUGUUGAAAUGUCACCAUUUUUGGUUUUUGUUAAAAAUGUAUGUCGCUAAGUUUAUCAUAUUUUAUGUGAACAUUUUUUUUAAAUAAUUUAUUUAGCGCGUGAAGGGUGACUGUUGUGUAACACUUAUUUAUGCAAAUUAGUCGUGUUAUUUUCGAUUAAUUUUUUUGUUGAUUUUAAUCGUUUAAUUAUAUAGUUUACAUAUUAAUCACCCAUAUACUCACACUUUAUUGUUGAAAUGAUUUCAUAAACCAGCUAGAUUUAUCGUAAUCAUAAUAAUAAUUUUUCUGUACUUAUAGGCAAAAUAAAUUAUUAUUCCAUGCGAAUACGAGUCACAUCGUUAUGAUUGAAUAUCCAGAUGGCAGUUUCAAGUUUUAAUCAUAACUUUCGAAAUAUAAAUAUUGCUAGCCAUUGAUUAUUCAGAGAUUAUUCAUGUAUAAAACAAAUAAACUAGCUACUUUCUCUGUCAUUCGAGCAAUAUGUGCUUGACUGCGACAUAACAUUAUUAUAAAAUAGGUUUAGAGCUUCAAACUGAAAUUGUUGAAUCAUGAAAGAGAACGAACAAGCUGCUUCAAUUUCUGUUUACGUUGUUCUCGAACUACCAAGUUUCAAAGAGUAUGCCCGAUGUUUCAAGAAUAAUAUUUAUCAUGAAACAUCCUCUAUAAUUCACUAAAAAUAUUGAAAUAUUUAUACUAUUUAUAAAUUGCAUGAUUAUCAUUCCUAUAGUUCAUAACAAGACUGACUUUGCACAUAUGUAACCAAAUUUAUUACUAGUAUGUACUGUAACUGAGAAUGGGCAGCAAAUCGUCGCGCCUGAGGUACGAGUUAUGCAGAUAGAAAAAUCCUUGAACUUAAAUCAAGUUACUGAAUUUCGAUUUAGGCACUAGGAUAUAUGUCUGUGUAGUUGUACAAAUACUAAAACACUGAUACAACUGUAACGAAUUUAACCUAACCCGUGAGUUGUAUUUUUUCAAGUGCAAUAAAGUAAUAUGCUUAUA
Neodiprion virginianus is the source of this 4236-nucleotide messenger RNA. RefSeq lists its product as uncharacterized. The record is from RefSeq and is a predicted model, not a curated record. The coding region runs from base 360 to 2360 and encodes 666 amino acids. The transcript has 7 exons. NCBI's taxonomy places the organism in Eukaryota, Metazoa, Arthropoda, Insecta, Hymenoptera, Diprionidae.